Molecule: messenger RNA, 1014 nt
Organism: Maylandia zebra (zebra mbuna)
Lineage: Eukaryota; Metazoa; Chordata; Actinopteri; Cichliformes; Cichlidae
Gene: isy1
Product: ISY1 spliceosome associated protein
Biological process (GO): generation of catalytic spliceosome for second transesterification step
Source: RefSeq, a predicted model, not a curated record
ACGUGUUUCCUGUUAGUGUGCGUGCUGUGUUCGUGUGUGUUUGGAUGGUUUCUGCUCGGUUGUUGGAUUAACGGCUAAACUCCGCAGCAGACAUGGCGAGGAACGCCGAGAAGGCCAUGACGGCCCUGGCUCGGUUCAGGCAGGCUCAGCUGGAGGAAGGAAAAGUCAAGGAAAGAAGACCCUUUCUGGCCUCAGAGUGCAGUGAACUUCCUAAAGCUGAAAAAUGGAGACGACAGAUUAUCAGUGAAAUCUCAAAGAAAGUCGCACAGAUCCAGAACGCUGGUCUGGGUGAGUUCAGGAUUCGGGAUCUGAACGAUGAGAUCAACAAGCUGCUGAGAGAGAAAGGUCACUGGGAGGUCCGCAUCAAAGAGCUCGGAGGACCCGACUAUGCACGCAUUGGGCCAAGGAUGUUGGACCACGAGGGAAAGGAGGUGCCUGGAAACCGCGGCUAUAAAUACUUUGGAGCUGCCAGAGACCUGCCGGGAGUCCGGGAGCUGUUCGAGAAGGAGCCUGCCCCAGCGCCGAGGAAGACAAGGGGGGAGCUGAUGAAGGAUGUGGAUGCAGAGUAUUACGGCUACAGAGACGAAGACGACGGCGUCCUUCUUCCUCUGGAGGCGCAGUACGAGAAACAAGCUGUGCUGGAGGCGGUCCACAGGUGGAAAACAGAGAGAGAGUCUCGAGUGUCUGGAGAGAAACAGCAGGAGGAGGAAGAGGAGGAGAGCAUCUACACCGUCUACAACGAAGAGCCUGAUGACCAGGAGGAGCAGGAGGAGCAGGAGGGAGAGGAUGGAGGACUCGCCUUCAUCGCACACGUACCUGUUCCAUCUCAGAAAGAGGUGGAGGAGGCUUUGGUCAGGAGGAAGAAGAUGGAGUUGCUGCAGCGUUACGCCAGCGAGACUCUUCAGGCUCAGAGUCAGGAGGCCCGAGCUCUACUGGGGCUCUGACCCAUCUGUCUGCUGCUGUAAAUACAGGCGUGUUUUUUACCUUUUCUUAAUAAAAACUUUCUGCUCUUCA